AUGCAGUUCUCCAACCUCUCCAUCGCUGUCCUUUCAGCCCUCCUGAGCACCGCAGUCGCUCUCCCCGCCACCGAGACCUCAUCUGUCGGAGCCCCUUCGCCUACUCCCAAACUACCAGCUUCCGGGUUCGAGUUUAAAGAUGUCCAAGUCCACUGCCCCGACGCUGACCACCAGAAGUACUACAUGCAAUGCUAUAACGAUAACGCUCCUAAGCAGUGCGACCCCAUGAAGGACGAGCCUAGCAGACAUAUGUGCAGGCAGCUCUGGGAGAUCAUGUGUGCUCAACGUAACGAGUGCCCAGUCUCACAGAACUAA
This is a messenger RNA of Annulohypoxylon maeteangense, 315 nucleotides long. RefSeq lists its product as uncharacterized. Bases 1 to 315 code for a protein of 104 amino acids. The record is from RefSeq and is a predicted model, not a curated record. The transcript is spliced from 2 exons. NCBI's taxonomy places the organism in Eukaryota, Fungi, Ascomycota, Sordariomycetes, Xylariales, Hypoxylaceae.